AAAAUAACAUAAGAAUCGCACGCACGAAGCGGGAGGGACCGUGAAUCGGCAAAUCAGGUUUACGACGGCAGAGGCGGCGGCGACAACGACAACGUUGCAAUGGCCGGAAAACAAGUUAGCGGCGAGGGUUUAUCAGCGAACCUGGCUGGAAUGUCGAAGAAUCAACUUUACGAUAUAAUGUCUCAGAUGAAGAAUUUGAUCGAACAGAACCAGCAACAAGCCAAACAGAUCCUCAUCCAAAACCCUAUGUUAACCAAAGCACUUUUCCAGGCGCAAAUCAUGCUUGGAAUGGUGCAGUCGCAACAAGCGGUACCAAAAGUUCAACCAAUAGCUCCUCAAAACAAUCAGCAAUCAGUACAGCCGACACAAAGACCAAGUGUUCAGCCUGCUCCAAUAUUGCCUGCACAAGGUGGCAUACAAGAUCAAGCAGGUGUAUCUCAAACUCAAAUUCCUCCCAGGAAACACCAAAAUCAGCCUUCAGUGCCAGUUUCAUAUGCUGCUGUUCCUGCAACGAGUCAUCAAUCUCAACCCACAGCUGCACAUUCGUUGCAAAUGCCACAACAGCCUAAAGGGCAUCUGACUCCCCAAGUAGCUCCAGCAUCUGUUCCACAAUCAUCACAACUUCCACAUAUACCUCCACCCUCUGUUCAUUCAUCUUCACAGCCACUUCAUCCAACUCAAAUGCCAACUGCCUCGAGUCAGGCGCAUCAACCAUUGCAGACUCCUGGAUUUUCACAUAUGCCUCUGCAACCACCAUUGCCACCACAGCCCAGACCACCUUCAGUGCAAACCUUCCAUCCCCAAUAUCCCCCACCGAUUGGUGCCAAUUUAGGUUUUCAACAUGCUGGUGGUGCUUCUCACAACCUUCCUCCGCCCAUGUUUCAUGCUGGUGCAAAACCUCCUAGUGUUGGAUCUACGUUCCCACCAGGGCAGGCACUACUACCAAGUCAACAAUCAUCUCAGUCAUCUUAUCAGGUUGGAAAUAUACCAUUUGGGUCUGAUUUCAGCAGUCAAGCUGGAAAUGCAAUGCAAAUUGAAAGAGGGUCUUCUUGGAUGCCUGGUCCCUCGGAGAAUCUAGCACAGCAUUCUGGUCCUCAGGGACCAUCAUCUAUGGUUUCUGGUCAGAUCGGUGCUGCUAAUCAGCCUCCUCGGCCUCCUGCGUUGACACCAGAUAUGGAGAAGGCAUUGCUUCAGCAGGUCAUGAGUCUCACACCGGAGCAGAUAAAUCUCCUACCUCCGGAACAAAGAAAUCAAGUGCUGCAACUGCAGCUGAUGUUGCGUAAAUGAUGCAGCAUGUAAAGACACUGAAUCUCCUAAUCCUUUCAAUUUGGUGUAGAUUCUUCUAUUAUUGAUGCCCAAAGUGGUUGUAUGUGAUGAAGUUUUGUAGAAGGUGAUACAAAAAUUGUGUAAUAAAUUGUAACUAUACUAGUCUUUCUAGAUGUUGACUGCAAUUAAAUCACAGGUUGUAAUUUUUAUGAACAAAAAUUUAGAUUAGAGGGGACUUCCUCAUACAAA
Medicago truncatula (barrel medic) is the source of this 1515-nucleotide messenger RNA. Its product is annotated as cyclin-K. The coding region runs from base 100 to 1287 and encodes 395 amino acids. The record is from RefSeq and is a predicted model, not a curated record. Gene Ontology annotation, biological process: mRNA 3'-end processing. NCBI's taxonomy places the organism in Eukaryota, Viridiplantae, Streptophyta, Magnoliopsida, Fabales, Fabaceae. The transcript has 7 exons.